Molecule: messenger RNA, 885 nt
Organism: Sciurus carolinensis (gray squirrel)
Lineage: Eukaryota; Metazoa; Chordata; Mammalia; Rodentia; Sciuridae
Product: palmitoyltransferase ZDHHC19-like
Exons: 7
Coding region: 1-885 (294 amino acids)
Biological process (GO): peptidyl-L-cysteine S-palmitoylation; protein targeting to membrane
Cellular component (GO): Golgi apparatus; endoplasmic reticulum
Molecular function (GO): protein-cysteine S-palmitoyltransferase activity
Source: RefSeq, a predicted model, not a curated record
AUGGAUGUGAAACCUCCAACCCAACCUGUGGUUGGAAAUUCAUGGCUGAUGCCAAGUGUGAUGGCUGCAUUCAAUGUAGUCAUGAUGGUCAUGUUCAGUGGCUUCUUUUUUAUUUUUCCAUGCCGAUGGCUAUUCCAAACUGGGGAGUGGGUCUAUCUGGUGAUUACGGUCCCCCUGUUCCUGUUCACCUUGGGCAGUAUCAUUUACCUCAACUUCUCUGAUCCAGGAACCAUGCAUCGAGGCUCCUUAGAGGAGGACCCCAAGUCGUGCUACGUGGCCCGGGUGAAACACAGGGCCUUCUGCCUGCAGUGGUGUGCCAAGUGCUCCUUCCACUCUCCUCCUCGGACUGUGCAUUGCCCGCGCUGUGACAUCUGUGUGGAGGAAUUUGAUCACCACAAUGGAUGGGUGAACAACUGUGUGGGGCGACGCAAUAUUCGGAUCUACUUAGUGAUGCUGGGCUCCCUUUCUCUAUACUUGGGUGCACUACUUGGGACUUGUCUGAUUUUCAUUUUGCGGACCAAACACCUUUCCCUUUCUUUGGAUAAAGUCAUGACCUUCGUAGUAGUUGUACCUGUCGCUGUUGCCCUGCUGCCAGUCAUCUUGCGUCUGGUGAUCCAGGCUGUGUCAGUGAGCACUGCCAGGCGUCCCUACCAGAGGAAGAGCCAAUCCUUUGAAGGGGACAACCCCUUUGAUAGGGGCUGUAUCAACAACUGUUAUGCCACCCUCUGCACACCACUAGGACCAAACCCAGCGCUACAGUGGAAGGCCUCCAGUCUUUCCUACCCAGUGAUCCGGGAUGUGCACAUGAAGCCUGGAUGUGAGCCCCACAUGGAGGCCCUUGGGGCCCAACCCCCCAACUCACCUCCCCUGUUGGGAGUGCCCUGA